UUUCUUCAAAAAUCAAGAAACUUCGGGAAAAAAGAAGUCCGACCCAUUCCUUUUCACACGUGGCAAUCCUCAAUUGGAUGUUUUACGUGUUCGCCCAUAGAGCAAACAACCUCAAAUCCUGACAUGGCCAGCCAUAAUUGGUGAGAACUCUCUAGCUGAAAUGAGCCAACUUAUAACCGGACCGACUUCUUUAAAAUUUCGCUUCGACGCUGACGUGGCCACAAAUAAUUGGACGGAACACUGGUAAAUUCUGCGCACCGAACUUAGCCCACAGCUACAAAUAUCUCUCUGAACCCCGCCAUUUGAAACUCAGCAAAUCAUCAACAAAGCAAAAACGAGAAACUCAAAAUACAGAGCAAGAAGCUAAGAAGAUCAAACAAUGGAAGCGCAGAAGAAGACAAGAGCACUUUCUUUUCUGCUUCUCUUUCUUUCACAAUUCAUGUUUGGACUGGUUAUAGCGGCGGAGGAGUCGCAGCCGAAGCUCGGAACUGUGAUCGGAAUCGAUUUGGGAACGACUUAUUCGUGUGUGGGAGUGUACAAGAACGGUCAUGUGGAUAUUAUAGCCAAUGAUCAGGGCAACAGGAUAACCCCUUCUUGGGUUGCCUUCACCGACACCGAGCGCCUCAUCGGAGAGGCCGCCAAGAACCAAGCCCCGCUCAAUCCCGACCGCACUAUUAUCGACGUCAAGAGACUCAUUGGCAGAAAGUUUGAUGAUCCAGAAGUCCAAAGGGACAUCAAGUUUUUGCCUUAUAAGGUAGUGAACAAAGAUGGGAAGCCCUAUAUACAGGUUAAGGUCAAAGGAGAGACCAAAGUGUUUAGCCCUGAGGAGAUAAGCGCUAUGGUCUUGGGAAAGAUGAAGGAAACGGCUGAGCAAUAUUUAAGCAAGAAAAUUAAAGAUGCCGUUGUUACCGUUCCAGCGUAUUUUAAUGACGCGCAAAGGCAGGCAACAAAGGAUGCGGGCACCAUCGCGGGGCUAAAUGGGCUAAAUGUGGCUCGAAUCAUAAAUGAGCCGACGGCAGCGGCUAUUGCCUAUGGUCUAGACAAGAAAGGAGGAGAGAAGAACAUUUUGGUGUUUGAUCUUGGUGGUGGUACGUUUGAUGUUAGCAUCUUGACCAUUGACAAUGGAGUGUUUGAGGUUUUGGCUACAAGUGGGGACACCCAUUUGGGUGGGGAGGACUUUGACCACAGAGUGAUGGACUACUUCAUCAAGUUGAUCAAGAGGAAGUACAACAAAGAUAUUAGCAAGGACAAUAGGGCUCUUGGGAAGCUUCGCAAGGAAUGUGAAAGAGCUAAGAGAGCACUGAGCAGCCAGCACCAAGUGAGAGUGGAGAUCGAGUCCCUCUUCGACGGUAUUGAUUUUUCGGAACCAUUGACAAGGGCUAGAUUUGAGGAAUUGAACAUGGACUUGUUUAAGAAGACAAUGGGGCCGGGAAAAAGGCGGAUGGAAGAUGCAGGGCUGAAGAAGAGUGACAUACAUGAGAUUGUGCUUGUUGGAGGAAGUACUAGAAUUCCCAAAGUUCAACAGCUUUGGAAGGACUUCUUUGAUGGAAAAGAACCAAACAAAGGUGUCAACCCUGACGAGGCCGUGGCCUAUGGUGCUGCGGUUCAGGGUGGAAUCCUCAGCGGUGAAGGUGGCGAAGAAACCAAAGGCAUGCUUUUGCUCGAUGUUAUUCCACUGAGUUUGGGUAUUGAAACUGUUGGCGGUGUCAUGACAAAAUUGAUUCCAAGAAACACUGUGAUUUCCACCAAGAAGUCUCAGACAUUUACCACUUACCAAGACCAGCAAACCACGGUCUCUAUCAAGGUAUAUGAAGGUGAAAGAAGCUUGACUAAGGAUUGUCGCGAGCUCGGAAAAUUUGAUCUUUCUGGCAUUCCACCUGCUCCAAGGGGAAUUCCUCAGAUUGAGGUCACCUUUGAGGUUGAUGCCGAUGGCAUCCUACAUGUAACAGCCGAGGACAAGGCGGCGAAGAAGUCACAAUCCAUUACCAUCACCAAUGAAAAGGGGCGUCUCAGCCAGGAAGAGAUUGAGAAGAUGGUGAAAGAAGCUGAAGAAUUCGCCGAAGAGGAUAAGAAGUUGAGGGAAAAGAUUGAUUCCAGGAACAAGCUAGAGACCUACAUUUACAACAUGAAGAACAUGGUAAACGACAAGGACAAGCUCACGGACAAGAUGAAAUCGAGCGACAAGGAGAAGAUAGAGAGGGCAUUGAAGGAGGCUCUUGAAUGGCUGGACGACAACCAAAACGCGGAGAAGGAAGACUAUGAUGAGAAGCUGAAAGAAGUAGAAGCGAUUUGCAAUCCUGUUAUAAAGCAGGUUUAUGAUAAGAGUGGUGGAAGUUCUGCUUCUUCAGACGAGGAAGAACCAAAUGAUGAGUUGUAG
This is a messenger RNA of Morus notabilis, 2377 nucleotides long. Its product is annotated as luminal-binding protein 5. Gene Ontology annotation, biological process: cellular response to unfolded protein; protein refolding; endoplasmic reticulum unfolded protein response. Lineage: Eukaryota; Viridiplantae; Streptophyta; Magnoliopsida; Rosales; Moraceae. Gene Ontology annotation, cellular component: endoplasmic reticulum lumen; endoplasmic reticulum chaperone complex; cytoplasm. Gene Ontology annotation, molecular function: ATP binding; ATP hydrolysis activity; heat shock protein binding. The record is from RefSeq and is a predicted model, not a curated record.